Molecule: messenger RNA, 3278 nt
Organism: Neolamprologus brichardi
Lineage: Eukaryota; Metazoa; Chordata; Actinopteri; Cichliformes; Cichlidae
Gene: slc25a18
Product: solute carrier family 25 member 18
Biological process (GO): L-glutamate transmembrane transport; aspartate transmembrane transport; malate-aspartate shuttle
Molecular function (GO): L-glutamate transmembrane transporter activity; L-aspartate transmembrane transporter activity
Source: RefSeq, a predicted model, not a curated record
GCCCCUGAGUGGCGGCUGGCUCUCUCAGAUCGCUCUCGCUUGACUACCAUUCCUGGAUGCAUUGUUGAAGUGAAAGGAAAGCGGACAGCCUGAUCCUGCUUGUGGGAUGCUGCACGAGAGGUAGGACCAGCGUUUCUUACUGCUGCGUCUCUGUGAUGGAAGAAAAACAGUGGAAGAGCGGCCGGGUUUUUGUGUGAAGUACAACACAGCAUAACAACUGGCCAGAAGACACAGAUUAAACUCUGGUGGGUGUGACCACAACAGGAACGGAGGGCGUCCAUCCCUGAUAUACCAGGGAGAGGAAGAAGAAAACGGUCCAUUUCUACCACUUCAAAGGACACUGCGGGGUGCAUUUGUGGCGUGAAAGGACAGGUGAGGGUUGAACUACAUCGACAACGCUGGGCUGUGGACUGAAGUGUGGAAAAGCAGGGGGGAGAGGAAGACGACGAAGAGGUGGGAUAAGAAGAGUAGCGGGUUAGGCGUGGAGCCCAAACACAAGCAGGAUGGGAGAGAAGAAAGUUAGUCUCCCUGCUAAGCUGAUUAAUGGGGGCGUGGCAGGCCUGGUUGGUGUGACAUGUGUAUUUCCUAUAGAUCUGGCCAAGACCCGCCUACAGAACCAGCAGGGUAUCCAAGUCUACAAAGGAAUGCUUGACUGUUUGGCCAAGACGGUGCGCUCAGAAGGCUAUUUUGGAUGCUACAGAGGUGCAGCGGUAAACCUCACUCUAGUUACACCUGAAAAAGCCAUCAAACUGGCUGCCAAUGAUGUCUUCAGACAGAAGCUCUCUAAGGAUGGGAAGUUGCCGCUAUGGGGGGAGGUACUGGCAGGGUGUGGGGCUGGAACCUGCCAGGUGGUGGUAACCACACCCAUGGAGAUGCUAAAGAUCCAGUUACAAGAUGCAGGAAGGCUCGCUGCACAAAGGCCAAUGGCAGCUCCAACACAGGCUGCUGCUCCUGGGCCAGCCCCAUCGCUGGUGGCCCCCUCUUCACAAGCCCAAUCAACCCCACCACCACGACCCUCAGCCACAGGCAUCACCAUGGAGCUGCUGAAGACUCGUGGCCUAGCUGGUCUCUACAGAGGGGUAGGAGCCACCUUAAUGAGGGAUGUCCCCUUCUCUAUGAUCUACUUCCCCCUGUUUGCCAACCUUAAUGCCCUGGGCCGGGAAAGUGCAGGUGGGCAGGCUGAUGUGCAGGCCCGGGCGCCGUUCUGGCAGUCCUUUGUGGCAGGCUGCUCCGCUGGCUCAGUGGCAGCUGUGGCAGUUACACCGCUGGAUGUAAUAAAGACCCGUCUGCAGACCUUGCAGAAAGGUGCCGGGGAGGAUACAUACAGAGGAAUUCUUGACUGCACAACGCGCAUCAUGAGGCGAGAGGGUCCAUCAGCAUUCCUGAAGGGUGCGACCUGUCGUGCUUUGGUCAUUGCUCCUCUUUUUGGCAUUGCCCAGGGUGUCUACUUUCUUGGGGUAGGGGAGACAGUACUAGGGUUGUUGGGAUAGCAAUGCUAAGUACCAGUGGCAGCAGUCAUGUUGUUUCUGUGCAGAUAAUAUGCUGCUUUUGUUACUCAGUGAGCAGAGAAAACAGAGACACAGAAGAAAUACAGCCACAAUCCACUAACCAAAGGAAGAGCAAUGGUCAGAAUAUGCAUGAAAGAAGCUUCAUUUACUAAUAUGUGGACUACCGGGUUCACACUAAUGUUUCUCUACGUUUUCACUUGCCGUAAGCAGGAUUCUGUAGGUUAAGCAAGGUCCUUUGUAUGUGUAUGAUUAAUGUGAGGAUUGUGUCCCAAGCUGGCCUGGUUAUCCCAGGGUAGUCCCUGCCAAUAUGCCUGGGCUUAGUCCUUUCACCUGAGAGAGAUCUGUUCUUUUCUGGGACAAUUGGUGCAUGUUGUUUGAGCCUGCUAACUCAAAUGCCAGCCAAUCCAACAGUUUCUUUGGCCUGUGCAUCAACUUUUUAAGAAUGUCUCCUUUCAAGCUUCAUCUAAAAACCCUUUACAGACAUGGAAUAUACAACAUCGCUGGCCUCACUCUUUUUUUUAAAGAGAGUGCAUUACCAUAUGGUUUUAUAGUCAUGUUUCUCAUGGGUUCACAUACUCACAGAGAUGGCAGAGAAAUCCUGUAGUACAUCCCAGUACGUACAAAUGGAUGAAGGGGAAAUGAGUACAUAAUUUAUGUAUUAUCUUAAAGGAAGUCUAAUUAUACUUUUGAAUAUUCUCACCAUUUUUUUUGACAUGAAGCAGGGCCCCUUGCACACACACUUGGCGACAGAGAUUUUUCAUUGAUUGGAGAAAAUUUAAACAAAAUAAAUCAAUUAAAAAAAACAUUUUAAAGAGCAUUGUCCAGUGAACUAAGGAACUCACAAACUCUUAAUGUGGCAGCAUGUAUUUGCAGUUGCAGUUUUAUUGAAAUUAAUAUAAAAAUGCAAUAAAUCCCACGACUUUUCAGGAAUAACCCACUAGGAUGCUUAUUCAGGCAUCAUGUGGUCAGACUGAUGAAAAGCAGUACCUGUCUUAACAGGGUCUUAAUGAUAUAUGAUGUCAGAGUCUAAACUGCCAAUAACUCAGACAUCAAUGUUUUUCUCUUAAAACGGGGCUCCAUAUCCUUCUUCCUACUGUUAAGUAUCCCUUGUACUCGAGUAAUCUUGGACUCUUUCACUGGACUUAAAGGUGCUGCCUGCUAGUGUCUCUGAGGUCAUUACUUAAUCUGAUGGUAAUGCUUUAAUCGCCACAUUAGCAUACAAUAUACACUAACAGACUGCUCACUUCCUGCUCGAGAGCAACCGCAAAACCACGAUCCCACAGACUUAACGUCCUCUUCUCCGCAGCUUGCAACGGUUUAAAUAAAACCUUGCUGUCGCCUUGGAUUCCUUUUACUGCUUAGUUACAGUUAUACAUAAGACGCUUCAGUGUACGCACAAUAACUAAAGAAAAUGCAAUCAAGGCCUUAUGACAGCUGGUAGUUUCGAAAGCAUAAAAACUUUAAGUCUUAAGUAAAUAAGUCGAACUGGUUGUGUUGAAAUAUUGUUUUGGUACUCGAGUCCAAUUUUAGCAAAAGACAGCUGUAAUCGUUAGACCCAUGGAGGGAGUAUGGCAACUUGUCUGGCCAACAGUUUGCCAUUACUGAAUCCCACUGGAUGCCACUAAAAGGUUUUGUUUUUUACAUUUUUAAUGCAAGACACAUUUUGAUGUGGAUACUCUAUAUAGGUUCCUACAUUUUCCUCAUUGUAGAGUGAACAUAGCCUGAGUAAAGUGUAUGUUUACAAGCUGUAAAUAAAGAUAUCUCAUACAU